CCCCGUGACAUGAGCCUCUGUGUACCAGCCCCUCAGCAGCGGUCCCGUCCCGCCCGGCACUCCGGACUAAAGAGCGCUUCAUGGUUGGCGCAAACAACUCUCCCGUUUCAUGACGUAUGUGCUUCACCUAGUCACCCAUUGGUCCUUCGCCUGGCGUCAGCCUCGGCGGCUCGGCCCAGGCCUCGAUCUGCCCCCCCAUCUGCCCCCAGCCCAUCCCCCAUCAACAUGCUUUCAUUUAGCCAUGCCGGCGCUGCACGUAGGCGCUCCCGCACCUGCACAGAGGGAAUGACAUCAACAGCCCCGUGUUAUCCCCCUGCCGUGUUCAGUAUAAAGUCUUGCCGCCGAGAUGUGUCCUCCCACGUCCUCUACUCACCAUGUCGCCCCUCCCAGAGUUUGCCUUUGCCGUUAACCGCAACCCCGCGCUGGCCGUCGGCCUCCCCAUCAUCCUCGGCAUCGCAGGCAACUAUGUGACCUCGGAGAUCCGCGCCAAGCGCACUGGCCAGGCCCCCAAGGCCGUCUGCCCUCCCCACCCCGCCUUCUCCUACAUCUGGAUGGCUGCUAGCGGCCUGACCGGUUACGCUGCGCACCUGACGGUGCGAGCAUUCGAUGCUGCCCCCACGCCGCAGACGACCGAGGACGCGUCCAACGCCCUCCUCCUCUACUACGCGCAGCUCGGCCUCCAGCUCCUCUGGGAGCCCCUGUUCGUCGGCCAGAACCAGAAGCAGGCUGCGCUCGCCAACUCGGUCGCGCUCCUCGGUACCGCUGUCACGAUGGCCGUCAAGAUGAGCGACCUUGUCGUUGCGCCCAUGAACACCAACUGGUUCACCGUCCCCUACUGCGCUUGGAUCGCCUACACGACGUUCCUCAACGCCCGUGUUGUUCUGGCGGAGCAGUGAGCUGCAUGCCAGCCAUGCUGACGGCGAGGAACCACUAAAUGCCGAGCCGUGUACUUGUAUCAAUGCCAGAUCAAGCGGAAGCUGAACAGUGUUGGAGUAGUCAAUGCCAAGAAGCAAUGCAAUAAUGUUGAUCGCCGGAGAAGGGAG
Molecule: messenger RNA, 1043 nt
Organism: Cutaneotrichosporon oleaginosum
Lineage: Eukaryota; Fungi; Basidiomycota; Tremellomycetes; Trichosporonales; Trichosporonaceae
Cellular component (GO): mitochondrial outer membrane
Source: RefSeq, a predicted model, not a curated record